Molecule: messenger RNA, 1494 nt
Organism: Cyphellophora europaea CBS 101466
Lineage: Eukaryota; Fungi; Ascomycota; Eurotiomycetes; Chaetothyriales; Cyphellophoraceae
Exons: 2
Coding region: 1-1494 (497 amino acids)
Biological process (GO): ergosterol biosynthetic process
Cellular component (GO): endoplasmic reticulum membrane
Molecular function (GO): Delta14-sterol reductase activity
Source: RefSeq, a predicted model, not a curated record
AUGGCGCACAAGCACAAGAAAUCCGACCCAUCACCCGCCGCCGCGCUGCUUGAGGAGAAGCAUGGCUAUGAGUUCUUUGGACCGCCUGGCGCUUUUGCCAUCACAUUCAUCCUGCCUCUUCUUGUAUUAUCCUCACUACUGUUCUGCAACGAAGUUUCCGGUUGUCCUGCGCCCGGGCUGCUCAACCUCCGUACCUUGACGCUCGAGAAGCUGAAGGCUCAGACGCCAUGGCCUGAAACCGGAGUGAUUGGUCUAUUCGAUAUCCAUGCCAUUGGCUGGACUCUGGCAUACUAUGGUUUGCUGGUCGCCUUGCAGCUCAUCCUCCCAGGACACGAAGUCGAAGGAACAAAGCUGUCAAACGGUGCCAGGCUCCGCUACAAGUUCAACUCGUGGCGCACAACUCUAGUCUUUAUUGCUGGAUUGUCGACCGGCACUGUUCUGUAUGGCGCCGACUGGAUUGUGUGGACCUUCAUUUGGGACAAGCUGGUACAAAUCUACAUCGCCAAUCUGCUCAUCGCCUACGGCCUGGCACUCUACUGCUACAUUGGCUCCUUUACUGUGCCGCACCCAGAUCAGGCCAAUCCAUCGAAUCGCGAACUUGCCAAAGGUGGCCACAGCGGCAACAUGUUGUACGACUUCAUGAUCGGCCGUGAGUUGAAUCCUCGCUGGGACAUUCCGGCGUGGCUGCCACUUGUUGGAGGUCAGCCGCUCGACAUCAAGCUCUUUAUGGAGAUGCGGCCAGGUCUCAUGGGUUGGAUCAUUCUGGAUUGCGCAUAUAUUGCUCACCAGUACAAGCUGUACGGCUAUGUCACAGACUCCAUCGUCUUUAUCACAGCAUUCCAGGCUCUGUAUGUUCUGGAUGCGAUGUACAUGGAACCUGCCAUUCUGACCACGAUUGACUGCAUCAUGGACGGUUUCGGCUUCAUGCUGUCUUUUGGUGAUGUCGCGUGGUUGCCAUUCAUCUAUUCGAUACAAACCCGCUACCUUGCAGUCCAUCCCGUUCAGCUCGGGGUGUCCGGCGUUGCUGGGGUGCUUGCUGUAACCAGCGUUGGCUACUACAUCUUCCGCUCCUCCAACAAUGAGAAGAACCGCUUCCGCACCAACCCCAACGACCCCAAGGUUGCUCAUUUGGAGAGCCUGACCACCUCGGCAGGUACCAAACUGCUCACUUCAGGCUGGUGGGGAACUGCCCGCCACAUCAACUACCUCGGCGACUGGAUCAUGUCAUGGUCUUUCUGCUUGCCAACAGGAUUUGCUGGCUAUGUUGUCCACCGCUCGGUCAGUGCUUUGACUGGAACGGUCACCCUCGACGUCGAGCAGGGCGACGCCAAGGGCUGGGGCAUGAUCUUCACGUACUUCUACAUUAUCUAUUUCGGCGUUUUGCUUGUUCACCGCGAGCUUCGGGACGAGGCCAAAUGCCGCCGCAAAUACGGGAAAGACUGGGAACGAUACUGCCAGAUUGUGAAGUGGAAGAUCAUCCCAUACGUUUACUAA